Protobothrops mucrosquamatus (brown spotted pit viper) is the source of this 282-nucleotide messenger RNA. Its product is annotated as fructose-bisphosphate aldolase C-like. NCBI's taxonomy places the organism in Eukaryota, Metazoa, Chordata, Lepidosauria, Squamata, Viperidae. Gene Ontology annotation, biological process: fructose 1,6-bisphosphate metabolic process; glycolytic process. Gene Ontology annotation, molecular function: fructose-bisphosphate aldolase activity. The annotation marks the transcript as partial. The record is from RefSeq and is a predicted model, not a curated record. Gene Ontology annotation, cellular component: cytosol. The transcript is spliced from 2 exons.
AUGACCCACCAGUACCCCCCGCUCACUGCCGAGCAGAAGAAGGCGCUUUCGGACAUUGCCCAGCGGAUCGUGGCCCCGGGCAAGGGCAUCCUGGCCGCCGAUGAGUCCGUAGGCAGCAUGGCCAAGCGGCUGAACCAGAUCGGGGUGGAGAACACGGAGGAGAACCGGCGUCUCUACCGCCAGAUCCUCUUCAGCGCCGACAGCCGGGUCAAGACGUGCAUCGGGGGGGUCAUCUUCUUCCACGAGACCCUCUACCAGAAGGCCGACGACGGCACCCCCUUC